Molecule: messenger RNA, 1615 nt
Organism: Zeugodacus cucurbitae (melon fly)
Lineage: Eukaryota; Metazoa; Arthropoda; Insecta; Diptera; Tephritidae
Product: zinc finger protein 12
Exons: 6
Coding region: 149-1372 (407 amino acids)
Biological process (GO): regulation of transcription by RNA polymerase II
Cellular component (GO): nucleus
Molecular function (GO): DNA-binding transcription factor activity, RNA polymerase II-specific; zinc ion binding; RNA polymerase II cis-regulatory region sequence-specific DNA binding
Source: RefSeq, a predicted model, not a curated record
CAUUCGUUCGUGAGUCAAAGUGUGAAAAAGCAGACCAAGCAGACUGGCAUCGCGUCACAGCGUUCUCGUAUUGUAACAUUUUCUUAAAAACAAAAUAUAUAUUGGGUGCAUUGGCACAACCAAGGAUCAAAAUAGUAAAUAUUAAAUUAUGAAGUCGAGUUUAAACGAAAAAUGGAUUGUCUGCAGGGUUUGUUUAAAGCAACCCGAAGAAGUGAUGACUACUAUAUUCGAUAAGGAUGACGAAAAAGACAUGACGCAAAUGAUUUUGGAGUGUGGCGGAGUACCAAUUAAACGUUUUGAUCAUUAUCCGGACAAAAUAUGUGGCAAAUGUAUAAAAUAUUUGCGUGUGGCGUACAAGUUUCGUGUUACCUGCCAGCGGUCACAUAAACAUCUUAGUAGAUUUAUAGCACCAGCUGAAGUAGAUACCCAGGUUGAUGAGGAAGUAACGGAAUAUAUACCCAUUGAGGCGGAUGAAGUGGAGGCUUUGAAAGUUGAGCCUGAUCUUGCUGAAAUUAAGCAGGAGUUAUCAGAUCCAGAAGAAGCUGAAGUUUUAGAUAUUUAUGAACCAAUUGAUGAUGGUGCGGAGGUAUUUGAAGAAUUCGACACAAUAGAUCGCUCAGGCUCGGCUAUGUCAGACGGUGCCGAGUACCUGGAAGAUAUUAAUUAUGAAUUCCAAUAUUCGGAUGAAGAUUACGUACCAAUCAAAGAAGAGGCACCUAAGCGAGGUAGAGGAAGACCACCAAAGAAUUUGAAGAAAGGAGUGGGAGUAACAUCCAAGCAAACAGUAAAUCGAGAAUUAAUUAAGAAAGAGAAGACUUCACCUGCAAAGCGAGGACCAAAACCUAAAAAAAUCAAACCAACGUCAUAUAUCUGCGAUAUUUGUGGCAACAUUUAUCCGUCACAAGGCCGUCUUACUGAACAUAUAAAACUGCAUAAGGGUAUUAAGCCGCACGAGUGCGAGAUUUGUGGGCAUUGCUUCGCACAGACACAGCAAUUAACGCGACAUAUGAAUACUCACACCGGAAAUCGACCAUACAAAUGCAGCUAUUGUCCAGCAGCGUUUGCAGACCUCUCCACGCGCAAUAAACAUCAUCGAAUUCAUACGAAUGAAAGGCCAUAUGUUUGUGAUGUUUGUGGAAAAUCCUUCACAUACACCAACACUUUGAAAUUUCACAAGAUGAUACACACGGGAGAAAAGCCACAUGUGUGUGAUAUUUGUGGUAAAGGAUUUCAACAAGCCUACAAACUGCGUAACCACAAAAUGACACACGAACGAAAAGGCGUUGGGGUAAAAAUGGAACCGAUAGAAGUGGAAACAUUAGAAAGUUAUCAUGAAGUGGUAACCGCCACUACUCAGAUCUUAGAAAUAUAAACUAUUAAAAUUUUUUUUUUUACAUAAUAUUCCGUACUUUUAUUACGUUUAUGCAAUAAAUGUAAAGUUAUAUUUAAACUGAAUUUAAAAAAUGCCACCUUUUAUUUAGUUGCUUAAUCAAAAACGGAAUAUUAAAGUAACCAAGUUAGACCUCGGAUAUAUGUUUUAACAAUUAUGUAGUAGCCAAGUAUGAUUAUUUGAUUUUACUGUAAGCCUUUGAAUAAACAUAGAAAAAAAUACCAA